Molecule: messenger RNA, 1788 nt
Organism: Chara braunii
Lineage: Eukaryota; Viridiplantae; Streptophyta; Charophyceae; Charales; Characeae
Source: the annotation of a GenBank genome assembly
GUGAGUACGAGUGAGGGUGUACCAUCACAAUUGCCCGACGGCCCUUAUCUUCUUAACCUUACUUGUCCCGCAUGGUCCACCGAAUGUCGGCAGCGUUCGUGGGUUUGUAAUGCCAAUCGUCAAAGCCGUCGUCUCGCGUGCGGUGACGUGAUCCGAUUCGGCGUUAUUGCGACCGGUGAUCUUGCACGUUGGCGGCGGCGGCCGACCCGAAGACGGCAUUGGGAGACGGGAGGGGUGGUGGUGGAACGCGAGGCAGCAGCGGAGACUUGGCCGCCGUGUUCGCGCGGCAGCCCGCAUCCUAGUCUUGCAGGUCCUGUGUCCGUAUCACGUGGCCAGACGCUGGUGAGAGCGGCGGCGGCAGAGGCGGCGGCGGCGGAGGUGGCGGCGGAAAUGGGGAGGGAGGAGGGUGAAGCGAUGACGCCAACGUCCACCGUCGAUCAGACGCUGAAUCCAAGGGUGGCCGCGCUCCGGCCGUCGAAGACAGUGGCCUUGACUGAUCAGGCCCGCGCAAUGAAAGCGGCGGGAAUUCCAGUGAUUGGCUUGGCGGCAGGGGAGCCAGAUUUCGACACCCCGUCGCCUAUUGUGGAGGCGGGAAUCAAGGCGCUAAGAGAGGGUUACACUCGCUAUACUCCCAACGCGGGGACGGAGGAGCUGCGCGUGGCUAUCUGUCGCAAGCUGAGCGAAGAGAACGGUCUAAAGUACGAGACAGACGAGAUUGUCGUCAGCAACGGCGCGAAGCAGAGCAUUCAACAAGCGGUUCUCGCUGUGUGCAGCCCCGGUGAUGAGGUCAUCAUUCCCGCUCCCUAUUGGGUCAGCUACCCGGAGAUGGCCACUCUCGCCGACGCCAAGAGUGUCAUCAUCCGCACCCGCCAAGACGACAAUUUCCUCUUGUCUCCGGAAGAUCUCGCCGCCCACCUUACUCCACAAUCAAGGGUUCUGAUUCUCUGUUCCCCCUCCAAUCCCACGGGAUCAGUCUAUCCGCACGAUCUGUUGCUUCGGCUGGCGGAGAUCGUCGCCGCCCACCCCCGCCUUCUCGUAAUCUCCGAUGAAAUCUACGAACACAUCACUUACGACGGCGUGCGCCACGUCAGCUUUGGAAGUCUUCCUGGCAUGUUCCACCGUACCAUCACCGUGAACGGCUUCUCGAAAGCUUUCGCUAUGACGGGCUGGAGGCUCGGCUACGUGGCAGCGCCACGUCACUUCGCCGUCGCUUGUAAUCGGAUUCAGAGCCAGACGACGUCCGGCGCGAACAGCAUCGCUCAGAAAGCGGCGAUGGCGGCGCUGGCCAUGGGAAGAGGAGGUGGGGAGAAGGUGGCGGCUAUGGUGGAAGCAUUCUGCGAGCGACGAGACUUCCUCGUCGCCAGAUUCUCGGCGAUCCCUGGCGUAAAGCUUGCGGUUCCGCAGGGCGCUUUUUACUUGUUCGUGGAUGUGAGCGCCUACUUCGGGGUGGAGGUGGAGGGUUUCGGCCUCGUUGACUCAUCCGAUUCCUUCUGUCGGUUUCUUCUGGACAUAGCGAAGGUCGCUCUGGUGCCUGGGGAUGCCUUCGGCGAGCCGUCUUGCGUCCGCAUAUCGUAUGCGGCAGCUAUGACCACUCUAGAGGAUGCUAUGGAAAGAAUAGACAAGGCCUUGGCGUCGCUCCGUACUUCUCCUGCCUUCCCCUCUUCCUCUCCUUCUUCCUCUCCUUCUUCCUCUCCAUGUUCUCCCUCUUCUGUCGUCGCAUGACCUCGUCUUUUCUCGAUCUUCAUCUUUCCCACAAAUGUAUGCUUCGGACCAAUCCAUCGAGACACC